AUGGAUACACCAAGCCCUAGAGACCCUCGUUUCUCACCAAGAAGUCAAGCUUCUGCACUUCCAAGACUGGAAGCAAUGCAAAGACCAUCACCACCUACUGAAGAAGAAGAUGUUUGGCACUAUGAUCCUAUUGAUCCCAACAAGAUAAGCCCCAUGAAGCUUAAGGAGUUCAAUGCUAAGGUGAAAUCACUUCCAUUCUAUGUCACUUUUGAAGAAGCUUGGGAUAAUCAUGGUCUAGUGGAGUUCUUUUUCACAACUAGUGAAAAGAAAGAAGAGAUACACCAACUCUUCAGGAAAGCUCGAUUUCCCCUUGCCCCUCAUGGAGUCAAUCAACCACCAUCACCACCAUCAUCACCACCGCCCAAGUGGUAUGUCAAUUCCAUAUCAAGAUUUCCCCUUGCCCCUCGACCGGCUGGCCGAGGAACGAUUGUUCCGCGCUCGGCCAAAACCGAAUUCCGUCCGACUGAUGUCUCGGCCAAAGUUCAAGCCAUCCGGCCGAUCACGCAGUACGACCCGGGAACAUUGUCCCGCGGUCGGCCAAGCAAGCAACCACGCCAAGCCGCGCACGACCAAGGCGCGCGAGCCGGGAAACAAAGCCGCGGCCGCGCAACUCGUUCCGCGUACCACGGCCGAUGCACUCGUCCGACCGGGAAGAUCGACCCACGUCCGGCCGAGAAUCCUUCGGCCAAACUCAAACCGCUCGACCAAGCCGGCCGACCGUUAAACAUCCGGCCCCGACCGUUCCGACCUCGACCAAAGACCCGACUGUCCGGCCGACCGUCCCGACGACCGUCCGAACGCCGCGGUCGACCCGAAGCCGUUUUUGAAGCCCAAUCCGCACAAUUCAAGCCCAAAGCCGGCGCCGCCCUAGCUAGAUUAGGUUUAGCCGCUUACAUACUUAGAGCAUUAUAA
This is a messenger RNA of Microthlaspi erraticum, 912 nucleotides long. Lineage: Eukaryota; Viridiplantae; Streptophyta; Magnoliopsida; Brassicales; Brassicaceae. The record is from the annotation of a GenBank genome assembly.